AUGGCCAUCAUCAAGUUUGGUGACGGCUUCGUUCAUGGCUUGCACCAAGUCAAGCUCUCCGACUUGCUUAAGCUCCAGGUCAAUCGUGUUGUUAACUUAGCCGGGCAGGUGGGUCGGCAUUUCGGGAACUCGUUGCUUGUUCUUGGGUUGAUUUACUAUAGGUCGGAAAGUGGGUUGGUGAGUUUGACAGAUACUGAUGAUUUGUUGAACAUUGUUGUGGUUGGGCUCAAUAUUGGGUCGAGUUACUGGGCUUUUGGUGGGAUCCGGUUAACCACGAUUGCGGGGGGCAAUGAUGGUGUCAUGGCCGCAGCUGCGGUGGCCAGGAAGCAUGCUGUUAAGAGAUUUGUGCCCAUGUAA
Messenger RNA from Mangifera indica (mango), 357 nucleotides. Its product is annotated as mitochondrial import inner membrane translocase subunit TIM23-2-like. The record is from RefSeq and is a predicted model, not a curated record. Lineage: Eukaryota; Viridiplantae; Streptophyta; Magnoliopsida; Sapindales; Anacardiaceae. The coding region runs from base 1 to 357 and encodes 118 amino acids. The transcript has 2 exons.